Messenger RNA from Cynara cardunculus var. scolymus (artichoke), 1350 nucleotides. RefSeq lists its product as uncharacterized. The coding region runs from base 1 to 1350 and encodes 449 amino acids. The transcript is spliced from 2 exons. Lineage: Eukaryota; Viridiplantae; Streptophyta; Magnoliopsida; Asterales; Asteraceae. The record is from RefSeq and is a predicted model, not a curated record.
AUGGAAGGAUGUCUUUAUCCACGUGUGAUCGUCACAGAUAGAGAGUUGGCAUUGAUGAAAGCAUGCAAUAUUGUUUUUCCCAGUGCUAAAAGAUUACUUUGUAGAUGGCACAUCUACCAAAGUAUCAUGAGAAAUUGUAGACCAGCAAUAACAUCAAACCGUGCUUGGAGUUCCUUUUACAAUACAUGGGUGGCAUUAAUUGCUUCGGAAUCAGAUGAAACUUACCUCUCUAAUUUCGUAAAACUUGAAGCAGUAUUGCUCAGCUAUCCAGCUGUUUUUGCUCAUCUGAAUGACACAUGGUUGACACCAUUUAAAGAAAUAUUUGUAUCUGUUUGGACUGGCAAAUUUCUCCACUUCGGAAAUCGGACAAAUAACAGAAUGGAGAGCCAACAUUCGAAGUUGAAAACUUACUUGGAUUCUGCGCAAUCAAGUCUAUCGACAUUUAUGAGCAAGAUCAAUCAACUCAUUCAGUCCCAAGAUACADMAAUUARAGCAAGUAUUGAAGAGAGCAGAAGUGUCACGAAACAUCUUCAUCGCAUACCACACUUCGAACAACUGUGUGGUUUUGUUUCACUUUAUGCAUUAGACAUAAUACUCCAAGAAUAUCGACAUGCUCAAUCAGUUGGCUUAUUAUCUGGAAAUUGUAAUUGUCUACUACGUACAAGUUAUGGGUUGCCAUGUGCGCAUGAACAAAUGCUAUAUUCCAACAAAGGUCAWCCUAUCCCAAUUGAUUCAAUUGAUGUAUUUUGGACGAAGCUUGAUUUAUCAUCGUGCCAAUCUUUACAAGAUGAUGAUAUUGGUUGUGAAAAUGAAGUCCAAAUAUUUACCGAGGAAUUUAAAAAACAAUCGAGAUAUGGUAAGUUUAGUUUUCUAAGGAAGAUAAAAGAGAUAACCAAUGCAUCAAAAACGUGGGUUCGUGAACCAGUUGUUAACAAGACUACUCGUGGACGUCCCUCGUUGAAGGAUAAACUUUUAAGAAAACCUCACGUUGAUCCGUCUUUUACAGCUCAUGUUGAUCUGUCUUUUACAGCUCAUGUUGAUCCGUCUUUUACAGCUGAAAGACCCCUUACAUGUAGCUAUUCGAACGCAUCAUCAUUUGUUGACUUGAAUGAAAUAAGCUACCAGGAACCAGUGAGACAUAGUUCUUUCGUCAACAAUAAUUAUAAUGCGCAUCCAUAUAUUAAUCAAUUUCCUGAAAUGUUUCACCCUUACAUCAGACAGGUACAUGAUGUGGGAGGUGAUGGAAACUGUGGAUUUCGAGCAAUAGCUGUCCACCUUGGUCUUCAUGAAGAUGCAUGGCCAACAAUUCGAUUUAACUUGAUGGAAGAGUUAGACGCAUACAAGACAUAA